Perognathus longimembris pacificus (Pacific pocket mouse) is the source of this 4865-nucleotide messenger RNA. RefSeq names its product FERM domain containing kindlin 1 (gene Fermt1). The coding region runs from base 460 to 2493 and encodes 677 amino acids. Gene Ontology annotation, cellular component: focal adhesion. Gene Ontology annotation, biological process: integrin-mediated signaling pathway; cell-matrix adhesion. The record is from RefSeq and is a predicted model, not a curated record. NCBI's taxonomy places the organism in Eukaryota, Metazoa, Chordata, Mammalia, Rodentia, Heteromyidae. Gene Ontology annotation, molecular function: integrin binding. The transcript has 15 exons.
CCUUCUCUCCCACGCAGCAAGACCUAGCAGGCCCGGGGUUGGGCGUGCCCUCGCCUGCCCCGGCGCGCGCUGGCCUCCCCGGGCGGAGACGGUGCGCCCGGCUUAACACGAUCGGAAUCGGUAGCGGUUCUACCGAAUUCGGUAUUUAAAGUUUACAGACCGAAAAUCGGUCGUCGGGCGACCCAGCCCCAACCACCACCACCACCACCACCACCACCCCCAUUCCCUCCCGAGGGGAAGACCCUCGGCAGCUCCACCCGAGCGUUCCACCCCUGGUUCGGAUCAGCCCGGGUGUCCACGACCUGGAUCUUCCAAGUGUGCAGCUGCCCACGUGCCCACCUGAAAAGGAAGGACGCCACCUGCUCUGUCAGGGAAAGGAGGUGGAGGAUCUACUGGCCCAGUCUAAUUUUCUUCACACGUUCCCAAUCCCAACCCCAAAAGACGCCUGCCUUCGCCACAAUGCUAGAGUCCGGUGACUUUACCUCUGCCUCCUGGGAGCUUGUGGUCCGAGUUGACCACCCAAAUGAAGAGGAGCAGACAGAGGUCACGCUGAGAGUGUCAGGAGACCUGCACAUUGGGGGAGUGAUGCUCAAGUUGGUGGAGCAGAUCAACAUAGCCCAAGACUGGUCAGACUUUGCUCUUUGGUGGGAACAGAAGAAGUGCUGGCUCCUGAGGACCCACUGGCCUCUGGAUAAGUAUGGCGUACAGGCAGAUGCCAGGCUUCUCUUCACCCCACAGCAUAAGAUGCUCCGCCUCCGCCUGCCCAACAUGAAGACCGUGAGGCUUCGGAUCAGUUUCUCUGCCGUGGUAUUCAAGGCUGUGGGUGACAUCUGCAAAGCCCUGAAUAUUAGACGACCAGAAGAACUCUCCUUGUUGAAGCCUUCUGAAGACUAUUUUAAGAAAAAAAAGAAAAAAUUCAAAAAUAGCAAGGAACCCAUUAUUGAAGAUGUUCUCAACUUGGACAGUUCUUCAACAAGUUCUGGUUCACCAGUAAGUCCUGGCUUGUACAGUAAAACCAUGACUCCCACCUAUGACCCCAUCAAUGGGACACCGGUGUCAUCCACCAUGACUUGGUUCAGUGAUAGCCCCUUGGCGGAGCAAAACUGCCACAUCCUGGCAUUCAGCCAGCCUCUUCAGUCACAGGAAGAACUGGCUGACAGGUACCAGCCCCGGACUCUGGUUGAUAAAGCCAAGCUGAAUGCAGGUUGGCUGGAUUCCUCGCGCUCCCUGAUGGAACAAGGCAUCCAGGACGAUGAGCCACUGCUGCUACGAUUUAAAUACUACACUUUCUUCGACUUGAAUCCUAAAUAUGAUGCUGUCCGGAUAAACCAGCUCUAUGAACAAGCCAGGUGGGCAGUUCUCCUGGAAGAAAUUGACUGCACCGAGGAGGAAAUGAUGAUCUUUGCAGCGCUACAGUACCACAUCAGCAAGCUGUCCUUGUCUGCUGACAUCCCAGAUUGUGUACACCAGCCUGAGGUUGACGAAGUUGAAGCAGCACUGUCUAAUUUGGAAGUGACCCUUGAAGGUGGAAAAGCAACCACCACUCUGGAGCACAUUACUGUUAUCCCUAUACUUGCAGAUAAUCUGAAGUUAUUUAGACCCAAGAAGCUAUUAUUAAAAGCUUUCAAGCAAUACUGGUUUGUCUUUAAGGAUACAUCUAUAGCAUACUUUAAAAGUAAGGAAGUUGAAUAUGGAGAACCAAUAGAAAAACUAAACCUUAGAGGCUGUGAAGUUGUGCCUGAUGUGAACGUAGCUGGGAGAAGAUUUGGAAUAAAGUUAUUAAUCCCUGUGGCUGAUGGCAUGAAUGAAAUGUAUUUGAGAUGUGAACAUGAGAAUCAAUAUGCCCGCUGGAUGGCUGCCUGUAUUUUGGCAUCAAAGGGCAGAACCAUGGCAGACAGCUCCUACCAGCCAGAGGUCCUCAACAUCCUUUCCUUUCUGAAGAUGAAAAACAGGAACUCUUCAGCUCCCAUGGCUUCCAAUGUUGAAAACAUGGACAUGAACCCAGAGUGUUUCGUGUCUCCUCGGUGUGCCAAAAAAUACAAGUCCAAACAGCUGGCCGCCCGGAUCCUGGAAGCUCACCAGAACGUGGCCCAGAUGCCCCUAGUUGAAGCGAAGCUGCAGUUCAUCCAGGCAUGGCAAUCACUUCCGGAAUUCGGCCUCACCUACUACCUUGUCAGAUUUAGAGGAAGCAAGAAAGAUGACAUUCUGGGAAUUUCAUACAAUCGGCUGAUUCGAAUUGAUGCCACCACUGGGAUUCCAAUUACAACAUGGAGAUUCACCACUAUGAAACAGUGGAACGUCAACUGGGAAAUUCGGCAGGUGGCCAUUGAGUUUGACCAAAAUGUCUCCAUCGCCUUCACCUGCCUGAGUGCAGAUUGCAAGAUCGUGCACGAGUACAUUGGUGGCUACAUUUUCUUGUCCACCCGUUCCAAGGACCAGAAUGAAAUACUUGAUGAGGACCUCUUUCAUAAAUUGACAGGUGGUCAGGACUGAAUGGAAGCAGGCUUCCUGCUUGGCCUCCUGGAUGUGCCAAGUUCUCCCUGCGCACCAUGGCUUACCCAAUGUGUAGAUUCCAGACUCAUAGAAUAUUUUCACCCGUGGACACCUGGAGCCUCACCUCACUUGAGCACACUUCUGGCACAGCCCUUGCCUUACUUUCCCUUGUGCUACCUGCAGUGUUGGGGUUUUUUUUGUGGCCUUUUCUAUCAAAUGAGAGGAUGGUACCAAGAUUGCUCUGUGGCCCAACAUGCAUCUUGGUGACUUACAGCACAUGCCAAAUGUUGCCUAGCAAUUAACUUUGUGGGUUUUGGCCUCUCUGUAAGUAGGAACAAAGACAGAAGGGUAAAAACCACACAUAGCAAAACUCAGGUAUAAUGAGAAAUAGGUCAUUCCUUGAUGAAACUGAUCUUCACUCUCCUCCGUCAAAAUGGCAGAGGGAGCCCACACGCACACACACUUUCUCCUUGGAAGUCAAAGAGAUGCGAGGAGAAAGAUAGGGUUAACUGGUACCAGGAGCCAAAAUGGUGAUCAUGAGUGCCAUCUCUCUACAGGUGACAACUGUCAAGGUGACUGUUGAUCCACUGGCUAACCAUUGUCCCUCUCAUGUACUACUGCCACUAAAGGCCCCAUUUCUAGGCAUCCUUUUAGACACAUUAAAGUCCUUUCUAGUAAGAAGGGGCCAACAGAGUUUCACUAUGUAACCCAAGCUGGCUUGGAACCCACGAUCCUCCUACCACAGCCUUCUGAAUGCUGGAAUUAUAGGCCCAGGCGUACCAUAUGUAGCUCCUUCUAGAAGGCAUGGUCACUCCAGCCCCAGGUUCAUGUCUCAGUGGUUUCUGCCCUGGACUUGGGGCUCAGGAAGACAGGCCCAAUUCUCUAUUCAUAAAAAUAAAACAUUCUCCAGCAGUGAGGAUUAUAGUCAGGUCUUCACCCCCACUGGCUAGGAAGAGAACAGCAGCCCUGUUUUCAAAGGUGCUUUGUCCAAGGUCUGAUAAGCAUUGGCUAACUCAAGAGGCCUGUCUGGUCUGCGUGGUAGAGAAAUGCUUCUGCACACUUCAUCUGAAUCCUCCACCUGGACCUUUUCCUGACCUUUUCCCUAAACACCUAUGGCAUUGUAAAUCACAAGCCAAUAAGGGAUUGGGGGGUGGGGGGGUGGUCCUUGCUCAGCUGUUUACUGGUACAUCCUGCCUGGAAUGGAGCACCAGCCUGCUGACAGCUGCUUUGGUUUGGUGGUGGUGGGAGGUGUAGGUGGAUUUUGAGAAGACUAAUAAGUAUUACUAGAGAAAAGGGGUAAUCUCAGAUAUUGUUUUAUUUUGCUUUUAGAAAACAUCCUGUACCACACAAAGAACCUGAGUUGGAAGGGUGAGGCCUUCCAAUUCCCUUUCCAGUUCUAAGAUCUUAGGCUGUGGCCUCAGAAGGCCUGGCCUAAGCUCAGAGGCCCACAAGCCCCAACUGUCACUUUAUUUUUCAACACAGCCAUCUGGGAAGCGACAUGUCAGCAGUUCUGGGAGUCACAGGCAGACAGCUCUGGCUAAAGAACCCCUGGCUCUGAACCAGAGCUACCUUCUGCAGAUUCCUUAGCCUUACAAGUGAAUGCUUGAGAACCUUCUGUGUACCCAUUGAAAUUUUGAGGCCUAGCAUAGAGCUCACAAGUACUUAAGGUACCUGGAAAAUCUGACUCAAUUAUAACAGGUUUAAUUUGGAGCACUUUGUGUAGAAGCUACUGCUAAGUAUACUGUGUUAAAUUUGGGGUUGGCCAUUUCUUUGUAGCCCUGGGUUCUGUUAUUUUAGAACCUUUUAGACAGGUCUCUAAAAUUACAGUGGGCCCCAGAUUAAAAUAAGCACCCCCUAACAGGUGACAAGCAACUCACACCAGUAAUCCUAGCUAGGUAGGAGGCUGAGAUCUGAGGAUUGCUGUUCAAAGCCAGCCCAUUCAGGAAAGGCCAUGAGACUCAUUUCCAGUUAACCACCAAGAGAAAAAGGCCAGAAGUGGAGCUGUGGCUCAAAUGGUAGCGCACUAGCCUUGAGCAUAAAAGCUAAGGGACAACUCCAGGCCCUGAGUCUAAGCCCCAGAACCAGAAGCCCCCUUGAUUACAUUUACUUCUUCCCUGAUAAUGACAACUCUAAUUUCCAAAGUUAGACCUUCAGCCAAGUCCCUUUCCUCCUUCCUUUUCUGAUUGGCUGGCAUUCCUGUGAAAAUGCUCCAAGGAGCUGGCAAGUUUUACACAAUGUCUGUUGGUUACAGUUUGCAGAGGAGCUGUGCCUUUGUGAUUACACAGCAAUGUUGCAAAGGAUGAACAAGUGUGACAAGAAAAUCUAAAAUGUGUUCUAAAACUUAAGGAUUUUAGGUUUAUAGAGGAUUUUUU